Molecule: messenger RNA, 291 nt
Organism: Hirsutella rhossiliensis
Lineage: Eukaryota; Fungi; Ascomycota; Sordariomycetes; Hypocreales; Ophiocordycipitaceae
Product: mitochondrial F1-F0 ATP synthase subunit
Exons: 4
Coding region: 1-291 (96 amino acids)
Biological process (GO): proton motive force-driven ATP synthesis
Source: RefSeq, a predicted model, not a curated record
AUGAGCUUCGUUACUCGCCGAGCGCUUUCGACGCUCAUUCCUCCCAAGGCAAUCGGCGGAGCUCCCGACGCUCUGCGCAUGCAGCGCGUUGUCAGCUUCUACGAGAAACUUCCUCGAGGCGCCGCUCCCGAGGUCAAGAGCAAGGGCCUGCUCGGUUGGUACCAGGCCAAGUACUUUGGCAAGAAGACGUCGGCUCAGCCCAUUGUCCAUGUUUUGCUUUUCCUGAUUGGCAUCGGCUACGCCCAGAACUACUAUUACCACUUGCGUCACCACAAGAACAACGCCCACUAG